GCUUACAAUGCUGUAGCUCGUGGCUGACUGUUAUCCAUUUCCUUGUGAACACACACACACACACACACUGCAAUUCAACAAGAGGGAAUGGCAAUGGCGCUUCUCUCAGCACCCCCGCCACCAUCUCAUAAAACCUCCUUCUUUCAACCCCCUUACACCACCUCUUUUCGCUCCAUAGCUUUCAUCAAGUACCCAUAUAAGCUUACCGCUGCUUCUUCAACUACACCCACCGCUGAAGAUAAACCUACCGCUUCACCUGAUGGUGUUGCUGUCGAAUCAGAAUCUGCCACCAUGGUUGCAGUUGAAGAUCCUCCUUUCAGGGGUUGCAAGGCCUGUGGAAAAGAGGAAUUGGAGAGGGGAUGCAAUGGUGAGGGGAGGAUUCAAGGAGGGAUUGCAACAGUCCCAGGGUUUGGUUGGUGGCCUAUAAAGGCUUACCGUCCUUGCCCUGCAUUUGUUGCAUCUGGCGGUCGGUAUACGCGGCGUGGUCAAAGCAUGGAUGAAGUUGCCUCUGGAGGAGGGGGAAGAGUUAGUUCCAUAGGGAUCAGUGAUGAGGCUGAAUCAAGCAAGAUAAAGCAAGGUCGAAAGAAGCUCAAAAGAUAACCAAUGCCUAGAAUUCAUGGGAACGUAAGAUGGGAAAAGCUGUUACUUGAGAUAUUGACCAUCAAGUCAUAUAAUUUUGUUGCUAAUUUAUAUUAUUCAAAGCAUAAACACUGUGGUUCUUAUUAAAUAAAGGUUAAAAUAUUUCCAUAA
This is a messenger RNA of Gossypium raimondii (Peruvian cotton), 750 nucleotides long. RefSeq lists its product as uncharacterized. Gene Ontology annotation, cellular component: chloroplast. Bases 88 to 600 code for a protein of 170 amino acids. Lineage: Eukaryota; Viridiplantae; Streptophyta; Magnoliopsida; Malvales; Malvaceae. The record is from RefSeq and is a predicted model, not a curated record. The transcript is spliced from 4 exons.